Molecule: messenger RNA, 315 nt
Organism: Cooperia oncophora
Lineage: Eukaryota; Metazoa; Nematoda; Chromadorea; Rhabditida; Trichostrongylidae
Source: the annotation of a GenBank genome assembly
UUGCAGGCUUUGAACGAAGAAACACAUCAGCAUGCCUACACUCUCAACGAAAAAGUUUUUAUUCCAAGAUCUCAUGGGCGAAGAAUUAAAGGUUCAAAGUGCAAUUUCAUCGGACGUAUAAUAGGCCCAGCCGGAAUGAGUGUCAAACAAUUGGAAUCAGAUACUGGCUGUCAUAUUUUGAUUCGAGGAAGAGGAAGUGUAAAGGAUCCUCGAAAAGAACAACGGCUUCGCGGUCAGCCAGGAUGGGAUCACCUUGAAGAGCCUCUACACGUGCUUGUCACUGCAGUCGAUCACAACCAUAUUGUGUUCGUUUGA